This is a messenger RNA of Paramuricea clavata, 10120 nucleotides long. Lineage: Eukaryota; Metazoa; Cnidaria; Anthozoa; Malacalcyonacea; Plexauridae. The record is from the annotation of a GenBank genome assembly.
CAAGGUGAAAAUAAGAUUGAAAAGAGGAAAAGUUGGAAGAUGAGAGAAGAAAUGGAAGGUUGUUCUAUUUUGAGGUAAAACAGUAAAAACACUUUCCUAAAACUAUAUUAAACUAACUUUUGCCCGCAGUGGAGGUUUUGUACUAAGAGCCAUCUCAUAGUGGCCCAGUGUUACUACUAGAGGAAACCAGAGUACUGGAAGAAAACAUGUGGUGUACUGAAAUCAACUAAUUAGAGUUUAGCAGGAAUCGCUGUAGGGAUGCAGUUGCAUUCCGUUUUGACAUGAAACAUAUAUUUUUGUGGGAGAGAAAACAUCUACAGCUUUGGUAAUAUUCUAAUUUUCAAUUCCAUUCUAUCAUUUGGUUCUUUGAUUUUUUAUAUCAAUCUCCCAUUUUCUCUCACAUUUCAUUCUUUAUCUGCUUCCUUUUUCCCCACUUUCUAUUUCUACUAAUACCUUAAUAUUUCUACUCCAUUUCUUUCAAAAACUUAAGGCUAUACUCAUACAUUUCUCUUUCCCAUAAACAUUAAACUUACCUGACAGCAAACGAGAAGCAGAGUAGAAAGACUGUUAGGAAAUGAUGUAUGAUCAUUGCUAUUGAAUCUUUUCUCCAUGUAUCCAUAAAAAGAGUAGCAUAAAUAGAGUGGAUAUAGAAGCUCGCUUGUAUGCAAUACAAAUAAUAGAUAUCAGAGGGAAUUGACAUGCCAACUGCCCACACUGAAACAGAAUAAAAACUACAUGGUAACCAUAAGGAUAUGUAUUACACCUAAGUUGACCUUUGUCUGAAAUAUAAUGAUCAGAGGGAUGAUCUCUCUGGAUGUACAGUACUUGAAGCAAAUCAAAUAUAGUUAACCCUUUAUGUGGCAAUGCAUCCUACUUUAUUAUUUUACUCUGUCUAAUGCCCAGGGCUUGAAAUAACAGCCAAUCACCGAUCAAUGAUUGGCAAGAAAUGGUUUAUGAUCAGCGGAAAAGCAGAGUUUUCAAUCAGAAAAAGCAGAGAAAAUCAUGACUGCCGAUAAUCAUGAUCUGGAACUUUUGGAACAUUAUUUCAAGCCCUGAAUGCCAAACAAUUUUACUUUUCAAGGAAGAGUGCUGCCACUAGUUGGCUUGGGUAGUUUACUUUCUGACAGAUGGUCCAUCUCUUGUAUAUUAAAUCAGGCCAGUAUUUCUAAGUACUCAGUAUCAUAAAGUGCUAUGACUCUAGUCUGUCUGUGCCAGCAUAUGUAUUCGGUAGUUACAACACCAGAAAGCUGUGGAUUUAGAGGGAUUUAACUACGUGAAAAAUACUUUGCUCAAAAUGUCAAAGUUUUACUUGUAUUUUUAAUCUCAGGCAGUCGAGUCUCUCUCAAUCCGCAGGUUUCUGGACUCAACUCAACUACUUUACCUGACCAGCAUGUUCUGGGGUCUUCAUAUAGUUCAGAAUGUUUCCCAAACAAUACAACACAUGUAUAUAUGUACAUGGUAAAGUAGUAGAGGAAUUUCCACAUGCUUUCUGGAAAUUUCCUGUUAUUUUUUGGUGUAAACUUCAUGCUCGCAGCAAAUGGCUACAAGUAAAGAAAUACAAAACAUUAAAUAGCAAUUUUACUUGUCAAGGAAUAAGUGUUCAUGCAUGAAUUGGUUAACUACCUGCCCAUGUAUCAUGUUAACUCAUUGAGUUGCAAUGUGCUGUAAUUGAUGCAUUAAAUAUUUAUAUAUGGCAAUUUUACUUGUCAAGGGAGAGUCAGAAGUGUUAGGUGGUUUAGCAGAAACCUAGGUAGGUCCAUCCGAAGAUAUUUCAAACCCACAUCUUCAGUUGUAUAGGGUAGAACCGUAGUCUAGAAACUUCAAAAAACAUGUUUACGAUUAAAAUACAAAUCAGAAGCCAAUCCUCAAAAUAUUGAUAUCUGCUCAAUCUGGUCACAUGCAGCUCAUGCAAAUACCCCCUGCUGAUUAAAUAAGUAUUUUAUAAUGACACCCUGAGGAAUAUUUCAAUCUGAAAGAAUUCUUUUAGUUUUACAAAUCACUCCCACAGUUGAGUUUAAAAAUUCAAAUUAUGCUACAAAUUUAUACCCUUGCCAAGACACUGAUAUAGCUAUAUUACCCUUCAGUAUAUAUACUGUACUAUCUGUCCAUAUAAUCCCACUAUGCUGAUAAAUAUUUAAUCCCAGCUUUAGCUCUGUUAUAAACCAAAUAAUAACAAUAGAUAACGGAUUUUUUUACUCGAAACUAACCUUAAAUACAUAAGUUGUAAGAAUUGAACGAAGCAGAGUAAAAACCACAGCGAAUGUGCACACAGUUGUGAUGUCAUACGAUGAAAUUCUGCCAUAUUGUCUCAUGUCGUUCGCAAAAUCUGCCAAAAAUGUCCAUCGUAUUCGUCUUUUAGGCCAGACGUCCACAGCAGUUUGAAAAAUCGAACGAAAUAUGCCGAAAUAACUAGACAUUUUCGUUGUUUUGGUUAAUUUUCGUAAACAAUGAUCACAAUAAAACGUGUCGCAUUAUAUAUUCAACUUUGCACCGGAAGUCAGGCGAUAAAUAUCAUGAAUGGACAUCAGUGAUGUGGAUAUUCGAUAACUUUUCACUGUGUAUUUGCAAGAAGGGCUGGCCGAAAAAGGCUUGUUUGACUAAAAUUGGCUAAUCGAAAUUGGAACAGGUGCCUUAUACGUGUGAAAUUACGCUAAACAGCAGAUAUUGUUGUGGAAACUAAAUGUGAAUGAAUCAUCUAGAACUGAAAAAUUUUUUCCUCUGUCGUGGGCCCACUGUCAUGCCACUGUCGCCACUCCAUCGAGCUAUUAAUUAUUAAUUUAUUAAUUAAUGAUCUUGGCAAUGUGAUUGGUCAGCGAAAAAAUUCCUAAUUUUAAAACUAGGCAAGGAGAUGCAAUAAUGAGUAAAAUUGCAAAGUGUGGUUGCGAAAUGUUGUAAAAUAAGGAAAAUAUAGCCUUGCAAAGUUUGCAAAUUUUGUAUAGUUUUGUAUUGCGUGCGGAAAUUGCUACAAUUUUCGGCCCAAAUGUGGCAGCAAUUUCCGCACGCAAUACAAAAGUAUAUAAAAUUUGCAAACUUUGCAAGGCCAUAUUUUCCGCAUUUUACAACAUUUCGCAACCAAACUUUGCAAUUUUACUAAUUUUAGUGUGCUCUUUCCGGGAAUAUACUUUUUUUUUGCAAAGAUAAAAAAUAGUCUAUAAUGGAAAUUGUCUAUUAUAAUGCAAACACGUUCAACAGCAAAGUGUCGAUAUCUGGGGGCCGCUGGCACUCUCCCGAUCUCACCCCUUAGCACGGGACGACUACUGCAAAUUCUCAAUGGGAAUGCUAAAAUUAUAUUUCUAUUUUAUUUCCUUUAGUCCAUACUGACUUAGACAAUUUCAUGACGCAGGUUCAAAGUCAGUGUUUUGACAAAACCUUUUCUUUUUUCUGGAAAGGUUUAACACCUUCGACGAUUACAGUGUUGUUGGCAAAAAAUAUUCUUUUAACUAAGGAUGCUAUGCGAAGUGGCUAAUUCGACGGAAAUUCUACAUUUAAAACAGGCCUCCGUCUCAUUACAUUUGUGUGCCAGUGUGCGGUUUUGAAUUCACCAAGUGCCGUUUGAACAAAGCUUGAUAGAGAUAUUCCAUAAUUAUCGAUUCACCAAUCGCGAAUCAUCUAAACUUUCCCGAAGAGCCUGUCUCGCAGGCUAAAUUUUUGUUGUAAAGCGGGCGGGCCUGUAAAGCCACCAUACAAGUUUUCCCCCGCAAACGCGCAGACUCUAGUACAUAGAUUAGGGUCUGCUCGCAGGCAAGGGGGGAGGUAAAUAACGCAAAAGGAUUAAUUUUGUGAAACCAUCACGCACGCUUGUAAACAUGAGGUUUUUACGCAGUGCUUCGAUAUUUCGACGAGGCUUUUCGACCAGCUCUCUCGUUCAAAACUCUUAUAAGUUUGUCGUGGCUGGUGGUGGUGCAGGGGGCAUAGGAACAGCAGCUGCACUCAAACGUAUUUACGGUAAAGACGCAACUGUUGCAGUUAUAGAACCUUCACAGGUAUUUUGAGUUUCUUUAUCUAUAAAUGUGUUAGUGUUUCUGUAUUUUGCCUGCUUUUGUUUGCUUGUUUAUGCAUUUCUGUUGUUUGUUUGUUUGUUUGUUUGUUUGUAAGAUUAAAGAUUAAAGAUUCAACAGACAACAGUUAUUUAUUUAUUUUAUAUCCAGUAUUGAGCUUGAGUAUUUGAGAACCAGAGACUAAUAUAAACAAAUGUUUGCUAUCAUCAUAAAUAAUAGAAUAAAUUUGUGGAAAUAAUGUAUUAUACUAUUAUUGUAAGUAUAUUUGCUACAUAAAUGAUAUAAUCGUAAUUUAUCUGAUAUUAAUGUUUAAUUAGGAGUAUUUAGGGGCAAUUAGUGCUUAAUUGAAUUCCUUUAUAUAAUUGGCAAUUUCCUGUGGCAAUUUGCAAGCAUAUAAAUUAAACUUGGUUCCAUUAAAUUGCAAGAGUCAUGCGAAUUUUGCAAGAAUCAGAAAGGAGGAUAAAAUGUUAUGUUAACACCCCCUGUGCUCGCAUUAUUCACAUAAGCUUUUUGUAUUAAUUAGUUUGUAAAUACAUUAUUCAAUUUGUCAAAUAAUUGCUAGAAUAUUGUCUUAAAUUGAGAAAUAAAAAUUCAUCUACCUUUACUACAAGGUGUACUUAUUUUUGUGUUGAUUUAGAUGUGAUUUGAACAUGUUUUGGUUUAAUAUCUCUGGGAGUAAAAUGGGGGGGGGGUCGAUCCAGUUGUUGAUAACACAGUAUGGGGUUUGGCUGUCCCGGCAUGUGGUGCCCCGGAAAAUUGUUGUUUUUUUCAUGUCAGAUGAAAGCAUUACAAGGUUAUGCCCACCAGUUUUGGAAGAAUUACAAAAUUGCUCCUGAGGAAAAGUGUGUGACAGAGGGCAGCGGGUCCGUGGACAUCUCUGCCUGAUUAGGAUUGCAUUAGUGUGCAGUGCCACUUAAAAGGUUAACAAAGUUGAAAGAUUCCCCAGUUUGGUAAUAUGUCCCAUAAUUUUUAAUUCAUAAAUUAUUGGUUCAUUACCAGUAUUUUUCAAUGUGUAAAAUUCUUUCACUUUGAGACAUGAACUCACGUUGGCCUUAUGUAUCCAGUACUGCUUUGGGUUUUAAGAAGAAAUUAACAUCACAUGAUUGCCCUCCCAUGCCCCGCCCCCCUGCUGCUUAAGGGGACAAACAUCUCCAACCUGGGGACUGCACAUAUAGAUUUUUUACUAGAACAUUAAUGAAUUUUGCAACAUUUGUUUACCAGACCCAGUAUUAUCAACCACUAUGGACCCUGGUCGGAGCUGGUGCUGUCGAUUUUGAGACGUCGUCACAACCAAUGGAGAAAAUGAUUCCAAAAGGAUGUGAUUGGCUGCAGACUAAAGUUGAAACAUUUCAUCCUGAGAGCAAUUCUGUUGUGACAUCUGAUGGUGAUAAGGUGUGCUAUACCAACAUCCAUAUUUAUUUUUCAAACAAUGUACUACUACAGUUCUUGUAGUAAAGGACAUUACCUCCUGUGCCAAAAAACACACUUUAGUUAGCACUGUCCCUGUCAUUGUCCCGCUCACAAGAAAACAAUGUUGUAAGAUACAAACCUACCAUGUGCCACCAUUUGACCAAGUCUUGUUGACAAAUAGACUGUUAAACAGUGCAUACCAUUUGAUUCACAAAUUUGUUUAACCCAUUGAACGCCAGCAAUCUCGCGCCCAUUUCCACUCAAGAAAAAUUUCCAUGGACAGAAUAUUUUCCGAAAAUAUCAUUGUUAAAAGUUGAAAAUUUUAAACUUCAAAAUUUUUUUUCGAUGGCGAAUUUGCGGUGUCCGCCAAUUACAUUUUACAAAAUUUUAUUUCUGCGGAAAAUUUAAAUGGGACUUAAACUGAGUAAAAUAACAAAGUAGGGCACAUUAUAUAUAGGGUGCAAUGCAACUUAAAGGGUUAGCAAGGGUCAUGGGCAGAUACUGUAGUCUGAUUAUUAACCCAUUGAGUGCCAGCAGAAUUGCAGAAAUCAUUUUAACUAAUUAACAUGCACUAAAAUCAGCUUCUAUUGCAACUGUUACUUUACUGACCUGUACAGUAAGUAUCUUUGCUUUGCCUACAUUAAAUACGGAACUUGCAUUAUUCAUAACUACCAUAAAUUAUAUAAUCACAUGAUAUUUUUAGAUCAGUUAUGAAAAUCUUAUUGUGGCAUUGGGACUUGAAUUGCGAUUUGACAUGGUAAGAUUUCGAUGCAUUUUCUUGAGAUAUCACAGUCACAGACUUUGCAGAUAAUUUUCUAAUUUCCUACAUACCAUAUUUUCUCUGCUCAGGUUGAAGGUUUGCCUGAAGCACUGCACACCGAUGGUGUAUGUUCAAACUAUUCAGCGCAGACAGUAAAAGAUACGUGGAAAUGUUUGCAGAGCUUCGAAGGUGGAAACGCCCUGUUCACUUUGCCAAUCACUCCAAUCAAAUGUCUUGGUGCUCCGCAGAAAAUCAUGUACCUUGCUGAUGAUUAUUUUCGAAAGGUAGAACAUAAUAACCUCCACCAUGUGUUGAUGAGACUUGAAACUCUCGCUCAUGUUUGAACGACAACAGCUCUCAAAUUGACUCUCAUCAUCUUUCAUCCACUUUGAGCUGGUUCAAAUUUUUGAUGCGAGUUGAUGAGAGUUUUCGCUCCGCGCGUGCUAAUAUCCAGUCAACUCUCACCAACUCUCAUGCAACUCUUGUUCUUGUUUGACUGGGGCAUGAGAGUUGAGAGAACUCUCAUGUAAACUCUCGCUUCUCAACUCUCAUCAACUUUCAUGCAACUCUUGUUCUCGUUUGACCGGGACACGAGAGUUGAAAAACCCUCAUGGAAACGCUCGCUUUUCAACUCUCAUCAACUCUCAUGCAAAUCUUGUUCUCAGUUGACCGGGGCAUGAAAGUUGAGAAAACUUUCAUGCAAACUCUCGCUUCUCAACUCUCAUAAUAAUAAUAAUAAUAAUAAUAAUAACGAUUUAUUCAACAGAUCCAUACAUAUGGCUCUUCCCUGUUAAAAUACUAAUUAAAUACUAUAUUCUAUAACUAUGAACUAUAACGUUUAUGUGUUGAAAUUAGAUAAAAUCGAUGUUCGGAUUAAAAUCGAACUCUCAUCAACUCUCAUGCAACUCUUGUUCUCAGUUGACCGGGGCAUGACAGUUGAGAAAACUCUCAUGCAAACUCUCGCUUCUCAACUCUCAUCAACUCUCAUGCAACUCUUGUUCUCGUUUGACCGGGGCUUGAAACUACAACACCCUUGAUACUCUAAAUAGUCCUCUCCAAUCAAAUAUGUAUACGACCAUGUUUAUAUCGUUUUUACUAAAUAAGCAUUCCAAAUCUUUAGGAUAUACAAUAUACAGAGACAAUCCAGGGUAGUCCCGAUGUUUAUUUCAAAUCAAAUCUAGAAACUUAGGGCCUGUUCAUAUGGGCAAAAGUUAUCCCGGUUAACGAGAAAACCUUUCGACUAACCAAAUACUUUUGUUCUGUUCAUAUGGAGAAACGUUAUCCCGCUUACCGGGUAAAGUUUCCAGCUGUGACGUACGUAGCACUGAACAUCAAUUGAAUUGAAAAGUUGCUGACAUGACAGAAAGUUAUCCCGCUAAGCAGGAAAGUUGUGUUCAUAUGCGAAAAACAUUUUCCCGGUCACCGAGAUCUCGCCUGUCAACAAGCAAGAUUUCGGUACACGGGAAAACUUUUUGUCUCUUAUUACCAAGGCGAGAUCUCGCUUGUAAACUAGCUUGUCGAAAAGUUUUCUCGCUAACCGGGCUAACCUUUGCCCACACGAACAGGCCCUUAGACAGUAAACCUUACUCAUUUUGUCACAGAGCGGCGUACGAGACAAGGCUUCAAUUCAGUUUUGUUCUGCUCUGGGUGUGAUAUUUGGAGUGAAGAAAUAUGCACAAGAAUUAUCCAAGAUUUGUGAGAAACGAGAUUUGAACCUUAAUUUCCGGCACAAUCUGGUGAAAGUGAACGCUGCCCAGAGGACCGCAACUUUCGACAUUCUUAAUGCAGAUGGAGUUAGCACCGGAGAAACAAAGACUAUGGAGGUAUAUCAUAUUUUGGGCAUCUUACUUGACCUUUUCCAUUCCAUGUUUUAAAGAUAGCCCUUUGCAUAUAAUUUUGCUCUCUAUGUUAUACAGUAUGACAUGAUCCACGUGACUCCACCAAUGAGUGCACCCCCAGCUCUACGUCAAUCAACAUCUCUGACAGAUUCCAAAGGAUUUCUGGAUGUUCAUCAGUAUACCUUACAACAUAAACGUUAUCCUAAUGUGUUUGGUCUGGGUGACUGCGUGAAUACGCCUAAUGGAAAGACGGCAGCCGCUGUAGCUGGGCAACUGGGAGUUGUUAUGAAUAACCUUUAUGCUUAUAUUUAUGGGAAAAGCAUGAAUGCAAGUGUAAGUAGUGAUAUGGUGUGGUAUAACAUUACUAUGGUCACAUUGCAUUUGGUAUGGCAUGAUAUGUUGUAUUGUGGUAUAAGCAUUGCAUGAUAUGGUCAGGAUAUGGUAAGGUAUGGUAUGCUUAUGGUGGGUAUGUUAUGGCAUGGUUAUGGUAGGGUAUGGUAUGGUAUGGUAUGGUAUGGUAUGUGAUGGUAUGGUCAUGGUAUGGUAAAGUAUGGUUAUAUAGUAUGGUAUGGUUAAGGUAUUAUAGUAUGGUAUGGUUAAGGUAUUAUAGUAUGGUAUGGUAUGGUAUGGUAUGGUAUGGUUGUGGUAUGGUAUGGUAAAGUAUGGUUAUGGUAUGGUAUGGUAUGGUAUUAUAUAGUGUGCUGUGUGGUAUUGAAUGAUACCCAUAAUUGUGUAUUUUAGUAUGAUGGUUACACCUCGUGUCCUCUGGUCACAUCGUAUGGGAAGUGUAUUCUUGCUGAAUUUGAUUACAACGCUCAGCCACUGGAGACCAUGCCACUCAACCAGGGAAAGGUGAAUAUAAGAAAUACAAUGCUAUUAAACUGCAUAUGUACAUCUUGUUAUUUAGGUUCACUGCAAAGCAAUUAUUUUACGAUUGAAAACUGCAAAUUUUCAAACUGACCAGCAUCAGGGAAAGUGGAAAACAAAAUAAUUUAACAUCUGCCUCAUGAGUCCAAAAACUGAAUGUUCAACCAUGCAAACUUUCCUCUUUAGGAAAGAUAUUUUUCAUAUCUCGUGAAGAAGGAUAUAUUACCGGAAAUCUACUGGACAGGUUUGAUGAAGUAAGUUUUGUUUAGAAUUUGAAUUUAUUAGCUUUGCCAUACGUAAGUACAAGAUUAUAAGACACUGCAUGCAUACAUAUAAAGUUACUAAAAUGAAAAAGUACAUGGAAAAAGUGGCAGGGGCACCACAACAGCGGGUAACGAGUUGCUGCGGCCCUUAGAUUAUCAUGAUGGGGCUAAAUUCAUAGCAAUACAAACAGGUUGUCGAUGAUGGAUGGCAUAAGGAAUUCCAGUUUUUCCAAUUCCGUCUGUCGUAAAAAUAGGGGUGCGUCCCCCAUCUCCAAUCCAAAGAUAAUGCCCUUCGUGGCUGCGUGUUCUUUUUCUAGGGGUUCAUGGUAUGGCCCAGGAACAAUUCGUAGAAUUCUUCAUCUCGGUAUGUCAAAAUAAAUCAAAAUAUGAGAAACUAAAAUUGACGCUGUGUCGCAGAUUAUUGCGAGUACCGACGUAGUUACACUAUUUUGUCAAACUUUGUACGUAACUUAGCUAAAUUGGGAAAGUUCCAUUCCAAGUCAUUCGUAAAGGCAAGCAUCGCAACGUAAAGUAGAACUCAGUAUAAAGGAACUGGCCUCAGUGGCUUUGUUCAACUCUAGCUUGUGAUGUCUGACUAGAGAAGGUAAUGAUUCAGAAAUUGUGUGUAGAAUAUAGAGCGUAUUUAAAACGAAUAUGCAAAAUUGAUUAGUGACAAUCCAUGAAUGAAUAAAAUGUUGAGAACUUGCAAAUUUACUGAGUACCCGGUAAAUUUUAUGAUCUCUAUAAUCAUGAUGGUGGUGAUUUUAAUUGGUGAUGCCGUGAUGGUGGUGUUGAUGAGCAUGAUGGCAGGCCAUGAAAUAACGGCCGAUCAACGAUCGGCAGGAAAUUGCUUUUGAUCCGCAGAGAAACAAGGUUGCCGAUCAUCUUGAUCGGCAAGAACCAAUGUCUCAAAAACAUGGUAAAUGUCGCUAACGAACACCAUCCAAUACUAUGGCAUCACAGAACAUAUAAACAGAACUUAUC